CACACAUCAUAGUUUUUUAUUCUUAUUAAACGCUUUUAGAAAAGGGUUAAGCUGUCCUAAAAACUUGAGAAAGUCUGCAGCGCCGAGAUGCAAGCAGUUGAGGACACGGAGUCCUCCCUCACGGAUAGAAUAGAGUCGAUGGAAGUGAGGGAGGAGGAUAAAACGGAAAAACUUACACAGAACGAAGAGGGGGGCGAAAAAGAAAAAGAGAGAACAGAAGAUACAUCUGAGACUGGAGAAGAGACAAAUAAAACGAGUGACGAAGAUGUAGAGAAAGACAAGGACACCAUGGAGGAAGAGGAACAAAAAGAUGGAGGAAAUGUGGAUGGAGAGAUAAAUGGAGGUAAAGGAGAAACACAGUUGGAAGAAGAGGAGUGGGAAAUCCCUUACAGUGACGAGGAGAUGGAGAACCCCAAGAACUGGACACCACCUCCUGAGGAGAUCAAACGUCUGUACGAGCUUCUAUCGAAAGGAGAGAAACUUGAACUUAGCUGGGUACCCCUCCCUCGUAGACCCCCUACUCCACCGCGCACCCCCUCUCCAGAGAGAAAUGCCGAAGACUCACAAGAGGACCAAGAAGAGGAGAGUGAGCGCAAGGCACCGACUCCAAAUGAGUUUGACUUUGAUGAGGAACAAACGGCAGUCACUCCUAAGACUGCCUUCAUCAAUCGCCGAAGAACACCAGGGUCUUCAGCCCGCUCCUCAGUCAAACGAGAGGCUCGGCUAGAUAAGGUUCUUUCGGACAUGAAACGCCACCGCAAGAUAGAGGAACAGAUCCUCAGGACAGGUCGUGACCUUUUUAAAACUGAUAAACCAAGACCAGGGCCUGCAGUAGGGGAACCUUUGUCCCCAAACAGCCAGAAAGAGCGGGAAAAAGAGAAAGAGAGAGACAGCGACCCCAGUACUGUGUUCAGUCCCAGGCAAAGGAGAUACUGAGCAAAACUGGUAAAGACUCAAUCGGAAACAAGUCCUCAUUUUCAGAGGCGUUAUCAACUUGAAUUUUA
Molecule: messenger RNA, 1004 nt
Organism: Chanos chanos (milkfish)
Lineage: Eukaryota; Metazoa; Chordata; Actinopteri; Gonorynchiformes; Chanidae
Gene: pagr1
Product: PAXIP1 associated glutamate-rich protein 1
Exons: 5
Coding region: 88-936 (282 amino acids)
Biological process (GO): positive regulation of intracellular estrogen receptor signaling pathway; positive regulation of cell cycle G1/S phase transition
Cellular component (GO): MLL3/4 complex
Molecular function (GO): nuclear estrogen receptor binding
Source: RefSeq, a predicted model, not a curated record